Mugil cephalus (flathead mullet) is the source of this 7674-nucleotide messenger RNA. RefSeq names its product glutamate receptor, ionotropic, delta 2 (Grid2) interacting protein, b (gene grid2ipb). Gene Ontology annotation, molecular function: protein binding. The coding region runs from base 413 to 4840 and encodes 1475 amino acids. NCBI's taxonomy places the organism in Eukaryota, Metazoa, Chordata, Actinopteri, Mugiliformes, Mugilidae. The transcript has 26 exons. The record is from RefSeq and is a predicted model, not a curated record.
AAAAGCUUCACCGUGACACAGGCAGCAUGUCCAAUUUAAAAGUCCAUACAAAAAUAAAUAAAUAAAAGGAAAUGCAGUUUGGGAUGUACAGUACACAUAUGCACAUAAAUGCACUGAUAGUGUAUCAUCAAAUGUAUCAUAGCUGAAGAUCUGUGGUCCAAGUGUAUGUAAAGACCCUCCAAAUCAGAAUUACAGGCCAUUUGUAGCAGCCACCGGUAAAAAGUCUUCUUGAAAAGAUUUCGUUUAACCCCUGUUUUAGAAAAUCAGACCGCUUAAAAACACAUUCCAGACAUGACUUCAGUGUCUUCUUGAUAGGAGUUUCUGUCUGUCACUUCCACCCAGAGCUCCACACAAUGCAGCGAGCCAUCACAGGACACCCACUGGAUCUGGUUGCGGACACGGCCCGGCGCUCAUGUUACAGCUCACAGGGUUGGAGAGGGGGACGUUACUCUGGAGCUGUCUGUGCACGUCUACGGAUGCUGUUCAAAAAGUCCUCAGCAUGCCGUCGUCCAACCAGGGAUGGCCCGAAGAUUUUGGCUUCCAGCUGGGAGGGAGCGGGCCGAGCUACAUCUUGUCCGUCGAGGAAGGCAGCAGCGCCCACCUGGCGGGGCUGCAGGCGGGGGACCAGGUCCUGGAGAUCGAGGGCCACAACGUGUCGACGCUGGGUCCGCAGGCCGUCAUCGCCAUCGCCCAGACUCAGAAGAACAUCCCUCCCAGCAUCGGAGUGGUGUCCCGCAUACAGCAGAUGGACAUCGUGCCGGGCCCAGAUGGUCGUUUUGGGUUUACCAUCGUGGGAGACUGCCCUCUGCUGGUGGAGGACUGCUCCCCUUGCUCCCCAGCUGGCCGCGCCGGCCUGAGGGCCGGGGACUACGUCAUGGAGGUGAACGGCAUCCCCGUCAGGCAGCACGAGAUGGCCGCGGCGCUGAUCAAGGCCUCGCAGGGGAGGACGCUGCGCCUCGGGGUGCUGUGCCUCGGGCCGAGGCAGAAGCGCAGCAUCAGCAUAGAGGACAGCCAGAUGGGCGGAGAGGGGGUGAGGCUGGACCGCAAGCACAAGGCCCUGGAGUUCAACAGGAAGGUCGACCAGGUUUUAGGCGACGAGCCCGAAGUGAAGGAGAAACUCUUCGCUGUGCUGAAGCAGUACGCGGCGGAGAAGAGAGUUGAGUGGUUGGCCUCUGUCCUGCCCGAGAUACUCACCACGGACGAGCAUCGACAGCUCAUCUCCAGCAUCAGAAUCUUCAUUCCCAAGAAGCACCGGCAGCGCUUCGACGAGGCCGUCUCCCAGAACGUGAUCAACCGCCUCUGCCGCAGCAAGAGCAUCAGCGAGCCGCACAGUGGCAGAAUCCGACGCAGCCGCAGCGAGGACCACUCUGACCGGCACCACGGGUCCAAGCGGGCCAGCUCCGUGCCGAGGGACGGGGGAGAGCCCGGGGGGAGGGGGGAGGCAGAGAGGGACAGGGGCUUAAAGAAGUCCGCCUCCGGGAUACCCGCGCAUCCCCCCAUCGGUCCCAAUCAGAGGGUCGUCCGCGUCUACAGGGGGAAGAAGACCUUCGGCUUCACGCUGCGGGGCCACGCCCCCGUCUGCAUCGACUCCGUCAUCCCAGAUAGUCCUGCUGAGGAAUGUGGACUGAAACCAGGAGACCGGAUUCUUUUCCUCAACGGACUCGACAUGAGGAACUGUUCCCAUGAGAAGGUGGUGUCCAUGCUGCAGGGCAGCGGUGCUAUGCCCACUCUGGUGGUGGAGGAGGGUCCAUCCGACUACUCUUCAGAACAGACAGAGACAGAGGAAACUCCUAGCCUGGCCCCGACCACGUUACCUCGCUCUAGGUCUCCGGCCCUCAGUUCUCUCCAGUGGGUGGCAGAGAUCCUCCCGCCGAGCAUCAAAGUUCACGGGCGGACCUUCAGCCAGCAGCUGGAGCACCUGCUCACCAUCCAGGAGAGAUACACCGUCUGCAAGGCCUUAGAAACCUUCUUCCAGCACAGGAACGUGGACACUCUGAUAGUAGAUGUGUUUCCAGUGUUGGACACUCCGGCCAAACAGCUGAUCUGGCAGUUCAUCUACCAGCUACUGACCUACGACGAGCAGGAGCGCUGCCAGAGCAAGCUGUCGCGAUUCCUUGGUUUUAAAAGCAGCGCGGUGCUAGAGCCUGACGGAGGUCCGGAGCACCACCGGCGGAGCAGCUCAGUGCGCGUGACAGGGACGUCGUUCCGCAGCAGCAUGCGAGAGAGGAGCUCUGAUGACUGCAUCAUCGGGACUCAUCUGGGAAUGGGAAUUCAUGUCGAUGAAUCUGGGAGCCCGGAGGAGAGGCAGUCAGGAGAUGGAACCUCCUUCCCAGAGUCCCCUGACCUCAGUCAUAUGACAGGUGUGUACACGGAGCUGGAGAAUGUGUACGCAGGGAAGAGUGUGUCUCCGCUGCAGGGCGGCUCGCCAGCAGAGCCCGAGGUGCCGGGACAGACUGAGGCCUACGGCCGCUCUCUCUCCCCCCUCACGCUUCCCCCUCUCACAGGGAACCGCAAAUCUGGCCUGUCCUUGUCCUGGAAAGAGCCCCUGCCCACCCCUGUGUAUGAGAUCCACCACCAGAGCAGCGUGGACUCCAACCCUUACGUGAGCCUGGAGAGCCCCCCCGCCUCCCCCGAACACCCCGACAGCGGGCCCAACACGUUGACCCGCCGGAAGAAACUGUUCACCUUCUCCCGCCCACCUCGCAGCCGGGACACCGACAAGUUCCUGGACGCCCUGAGCGAACAGCUGGGCCACCGGGUCACUCUGGUGGACGACUUUGUACCCGGGGAGAAUGACUACGAGGAGAUAUAUGACGGUGGUUGUCAUGGUUUCAGAAGAAGAGGUGUGCCUAUGAGUUUCCCCGAGGACCAGGACGUGGGCUUCAUGCCUCGGCAGCUCAGCAGCGGCAGCAGCGAGGACCACAGUAGCAGCGACGAGGCCUCCUCUCCUUCCUACUCCUCCGAAUCCGAACCCAUCCCGCCGCCGCCCAACCAGAGCCCCCCGCCUCCCCCGCCCUUCCAGUCCCUGAUACCCCCUCCCGUGCAGUUUACCGACCCCCUUCCGCCCGUCCGAUUCUCUCCCGAGCACAUCCCCCGCAGCCGCAUGCCCUUCCACCCCCAUCACCCCAUCAUUCCUCCCCCGCCGCCUCCCCCGAGGACCCUCCUGUCCAGCCACUCUCCCCUCCAUAAAGUCCUCCCGACGAGAGACGAGGCGGAGAAGACUCACCAGCGCUUCAAAACCCCCACUACCCGGCUCUCGCACGGCCACACCACCCUGAGCACCACCACCUUGCGCUCCUCCCACCCCUCCCGCUACCUCCCCCGGCAGCUCAGCCAGCCCCAGCCCAUGCGGCAGCCCUCCCCCCAGCCGUCGCCGCAGCCUCUGAGGCCGAGCCAGCUCGUCCUCCAGAGGCACCACCAGCUCCACCACCAACACAGCUACCAGGGCCCGAUGCCAGCGUCCCUCCAGGAGCACGGCGCGACCAAGUGUCAGAGCAAAGGUCCCGCAGGUUCCUCGCUACCUCCAGGCUCUCACUCCACCCUCCCCAGUCACAAGACCUAUGAAACCACACGGCAGGAGCACAAGUCACAGCAGGCUCCACCACCUCCUCCUCCGCCCCUGCCGCCACCGUGUGAUCCUCCUCCGCUGCCCAAGCCUGGCCACCACUCCUCAGACGCCAACCACAUGAGUGUAAAGAGGCUGCGCUGGGAACAGGUGGAGAACUCCGAGGGAACAAUAUGGGGUCAGCUCGGUGAGGAUUCAGAUUAUGACAAGCUCACUGACAUGGUGAAGUAUUUGGACCUUGACCUGCACUUUGGGACCCAACGCAGAUCCAAGCCAGCCUUCCUGCCCGAGAACUUUAAAAAGAAAGACGUGGUGGAGAUUCUGUCUCAUAAGAAAGCCUACAACGCCUCCAUCCUCAUUGCACAUCUGAAGCUGUCCCCCGUCGAGCUGCGUCAGGUCUUAAUGAACAUGACCACCGACCGGCUGGAGCCGGCCCACAUCAAGCAGCUGCUGCUGUACGCCCCCGAUGACGACGAGGUCAAACAGUACAAGCAGUUCGACCAGGACCCGGUCAAACUGAGCGAGCCAGACCAGUUUAUUUUCCAGAUGCUAAUGGUGCCUGAGUAUAAGACUCGUCUACGGAGCCUCCACUUCAAGACGACUCUGCAGGAGAAGACGGAGGAGAUGAAGGUGGCGUAUGAUUACAUCUACAAGGCUUCAGUGGAGCUGAAGAGCAGCAAGAAGCUGGCAAAAAUCCUGGAGUUUGUCCUUGCCAUGGGAAAUUACCUGAACAAUGGGCAGCCUAAGAGCCACAGGACGACCAGUUUUAAGAUCAACUUCCUAACCGAGCUGAGCACGACCAAAACAGUCGAUGGGAAAUCCACUUUUCUCCACAUUCUGGCCAAGUCUUUGUGCCAACACUUCCCCGAGCUGCUAAACUUUUCCAGAGACCUUACAACGGUGCCUCUGGCAGCUAAAGUGAACCAGAGGGCCAUCACAGCUGAGCUGACUGACCUUCACUCCACCAUCCAGGAGAUCCGGACGGCCUGUCAGAAGAUCACACCCACACCAGAGGACCACUUCGCCUCCGUCAUGAGCAGUUUCCUCGAGAACAGCCACCCCGCCAUCCAGUCUCUGGAGUCUCUGCAGACCCGAGCGAUGGAAGAGUUCUCCAAGGUGGCCUCCUACUUCGGGGAGGACAGCAAGGCCUCCAGCACAGAGACCUUCUUCGGCAUCUUUUCAGAGUUCAUUACCAAGUUCGAGAGAGCUCUCAGCGAGACGCAGACUCCAGAAAACCCCAGAAGCCCCAGACUGUCUUCCCCUCUGGCCUGGUAGGAGCAGGACGUGCCGGCGGCAGGUGUCGAGCCAGAACUGAGAAGGCUCCGCGUUCACUCUGCUCUCCACAACCAAAGUGCCAAGAACACGCACACGCACACGCACACGCACACGCACACAGACACACACACACACACACACUCUCAAACUAACGGGAACAGAGACCACGUCAUCUAUAGCGAACUGCUGGGUAGAGCAGGAACAUUCAGGUGUCCGCAUCCCGACCACUCACACCAGUUACUCCAUUACUAACACCUCUUUUUAAUGCACAUGAGUCAGUAGACAGUGAAGGACACGGUCAAGACGCCAUUCAAAAAGAAAAGGAAAGACAAAACACCUCAUUGCUCCCAUCCAUACUGAAGCUGCAUUAAAGUGAGCUUUAAGUGGUGACAACAACUAGUCUGGAUACUUACAGAGUACUACUAUGUUUAUUACACGACUAUAUAAAGUUUAUAUUUUGUAUCAGAUCAUAUUUGACAAUUGUAAAGAUUAAGUGUAGAUGAUUCUCAAGUUUAGCUUAGUGUUCGAUGGUGCGUUCACUGCCUCCCAUACAGCAGGAAACAUGUAGGAAUAGCAGAUAGUGGAGUUUCCACAACGACAUGUUGUGUUUCUCUCUUAUCUAGUUUAGUGUGAAUCUAAAGGACGCCUCUAUAAGUUUCUUCGCAUCAUAGAGGUAACAGGAGUCAUCCUCGUCCAGCAGUGGUUCACUUUGGUUCUGUAUACUGCAUUUCUAAAUUACUAAUGAGGAACAGUUUAUUGUUUCUAUGGAAGCAAAGCAACAUCAGUGUUUGAAUUUUUAAAAAAACCCAAAUGUGUUCAUUCUUAAUAUUAAAACGGACAUUUAUAGCAUUAAAAUACAAUAUAUCUAUGUGAAUUCAGAUUUUUUAUCUCCUUCAGAAUUUUUUUUUCAAAUUAGACUUUGUGAUUUAAGAUUGAUCUAUUUCAACCUGAUCCAAUGAGCUUGAAUGGAACAGUUUGGCCUCAACCUCUGUGGCUGUGUGAUGCAUUCACUUGAGAAUUUUUGAGAUUUCUUGCAAAAAUUUUGAGACAAAUGUCCAUGAAAGUAAAAAAAGAAAUCAGCUCAGUUUUUUCAAAUCUUAGAGAAACAUCUCAGUGUCCCACAGAUGGAAAAAUAGGCCUAACUGGAUCAUUUUAACAGGUGGGACAUUUGUUUGCUUUCACAAAUGCAAUUCUUAUCUAACUGAGGGAUUCUCCUGGGAUUUUGUGGUUAAUUAAUUCUUCCCAAGAAAAAAUUUUCCCAUAAAAAACGUUCCUCAAAAAUUUAAAUGUGUUAACGGGUAAAACAGAUUUUUUUCCUGAAGUGAAUUCAUCACUAUUCCACAGUUAGGUUUUCCAAGGAAUAAAAGUAAAUACAAGCGCCCCCGAAUUUCCUGGCAAAAUAUGAUCAAGAGGAAAUAGCAGCUACUCAGUGUAAAGUUCAAAUGGUUUUUACCUUGCCCCAACAUGCUGAAGAGAAUCAGCUUCUAUCCACUGAGCUGCUGACAAAUCCACCAGGAUUUAUAGCGUCUUCACACUACCAGUGAUGUUUACUAAAGAUGUUGACACAGACUUUGUUUGAGUGGCUACGACACACGGCUCCACACCUUCCCUUGUCAGAACCAGCCCCCGUCAAACUCGGUUAUUGGGACCUGUCCACUCAGUCGACAGCAGCACACGAGCUGAACUCUCCGAACAGAAGUCGCUUCCCGUCAUCCACCCAGCAGCUCUAUUUAUUCUCUCUGUUAAUCAGCUCCGAAUUCAUUUGCGCCGAGCUAACGCUGAAGACAUCAGCGCGCUGUGGCUCAUAAAUGAACAAUCGGAGAACAUGUGGGUGGAAUAGUAAAUCUCUUUCAGUGAUUAGUGUCGUUUCUUUUUGGCAGCGCUGAAAAAUAAAAUGCAGCUUUUCAUGUGAGCAGAUUGAGCUGUGUGCUGCCGGCCGGUGGAUCUGCACUUUCCUGCUUAAGUAAGUGGGCGGCUGCUGAAUGAAUGAACGUCAAGCUGGGGGGGGGAUAACAUGUCCAUGUAAAUGGUUAUUUCCUGCUUCUACGGUUGUCAUGGCGACCCCGUGGCUCAUCCACAGCACAGUGCACCUGUAGCUGUGUUGUAUUUAUGUCGAGGAACUAUUGUUGAGAUUGUUUUUGCUAUGCACUGCUCGUCAUUUUCAUUUGUACCGUUUUGUACUGUAUGCCCGUACGCGUCCUUCAGGUCCUGGUUUAUUUCCCUAUUCAAAAGUCCCAUCAGAAAAUCACUGUUUUUAUUUAUUUAUGCACAGCUUCAGUCGAGCCAACGGGACGAACUUGUAAAAAAAUAAAUAAAUAAAUUAAAAAAAAAAAAAGGCAAUCCUAGCUGCUACGAGUGUAGUAACAGUGUUUUCUCGUCUCAGUCAGUUGCAUGUUGGUGCAGUUACUGUAUUAAGAUGUGCGGCUGGUAGCAUUUCCCCCCUCCCCCGGAUAUUUCAGUUUGCAAAUAAAAUACACUUCUGUUAGUCUGGUCUGAUUUAUCGCCUCCUUUAUUUUUGUAACCGUUUCGUAUGUUUUCAUGGAUCUAUGCUCAUGUUUUGUGAUCCUUUGACUCUUUGCUUUUGAAUGACGGAUAUGUUUUUGAUCUAUAAAAAAAUGUUAUGCUUGAAAAGAGAAUUGUCUGACGUAUGUGUGCGCCUACGGAUGGAGAACUACGUCUAAUACUCCUGGUUGAUGUGAGCUCUGCCCUGUGCAACAUCAACAAAAUAUCUAAUCAUUCCAAAUACAAAGACUGUAGAAAGACCAUAUUGAAAAUAGAGCUUCUAGCAAAAGUGAUUACACAUUAAAUUAUUGUAUACAUUAUAUGAAUUUAAA